CCCCAGCAGCAGCAAGCAGCAGGAGCCGACCGAGGAAGCUCCAGUCUGACUCUCAUUGUGUGUGUGUGUGUGAGGAGAGACGGAGGCAGGCACAGGAGCUCCUGUAAAGCCUCCUGCCCACGCAACUUUCCCACCAGGGUUCCCCCCUCCACCACACACACUGAGUCAACCCCCCUCUUCUUGCAGCAUCCCCAGCCCCUGGAAUCAGGACCUCCUACCCCAUUUCCACCCCUUACUCCUGGAGGUCACUUUUAUUUUUGUGCACAAGUUGCUGCAUCUUUGGAGGAAGAAAGAAGCCAUAGAAGGAAACUGGGGUCAGAUCGUCCCCAGGGGAGAAUUGGGGGAAAAUCCCUAAUUUUUAACCCAACUCCCUCCCCGUUUUUUGCAUUUGGUAGGUUAUUUUUUGCGGGGGGGGGGUGAAGCAUCUGGAAUUUCAGGUGUUGGGAGCAAAGGGGUUUGUUGGAAAGUCCCCCCCUCAUUUCAGGGGAGUUUGGGAAACUUUUGAAUGGGAGGAAAGAUUUCAAUCUGGGAAAAGAAACCCUGAAAUCCUACCCCCUUUGCAGGGAAUUUUGGGGAUCCCUCCACCCUGGGAUCCGCCCCCCAUGGAUUUUUCUGGGGUUGUAAGUUUCGCCCCUUCGCUGUUUUAAUUUUGGAUUGUUUCAAGUCGCCGCCGACCAGCGCGCGCGUGUCCUCCACCCUGAACCAGAGCUAAAGGGGGGGAUUCCUGUGGUGGAGGGGGCCGCAAAGCAGAGGGAGCUGGGGGGGCAAUGCCUUCCGUGAUGGAAAAAUCCGGCCCAGCCUCCGGGAUCCUGUCGAGGAGCCGGGCGAAAUCGGCCACCAAUGGCAAUCAUCAGACCUCGGAGGAUGAGAGCAGCGAAGAAGAGCAUUCGCACGACAGCAUGAUUCGGGUGGGGGCCGAUUACCAAGCUGUGAUCCCUGAGUGCAAGCCAGAAAGCCCCGCUCGCUACAGCAACAAGGAGCUGAAGGGGAUGCUGGUCUGGUCGCCCAACCACUGCGUGUCAGAUGCCAAAUUGGACAAAUACAUUGCAAUGGCCAAGGACAAGCAUGGCUACAACAUUGAGCAGGCCCUGGGGAUGCUGCUGUGGCACAAGCAUGAUGUGGAGAAGUCUCUGGCUGACCUGGCCAACUUCACGCCCUUUCCAGACGAGUGGACGGUGGAGGACAAGGUGCUAUUCGAGCAGGCGUUCAGCUUCCAUGGCAAGAGCUUCGCGCGCAUCCAGCAGAUGCUCCCUGACAAGCUGAUCCCCAGCCUGGUGAAGUAUUACUACUCCUGGAAGAAGACAAGGAGUCGCACGAGUGUCAUGGACCGACAGGCCCGCCGGCUGCUCAGCAAGAAGGAGAGAGAUGACAGUAACGACGAGAUGGAGGAGGGACGGGCAGCCAGCGAGGGGGAGUUUGAUGCCAUGGACCCCAAGAAGGAGCCAAGCUACCAGAAGCUGCCGAGCAGCCGGCCGGGCCCAGGAUCGGGCUCAGGACCUGUGAGGAAGGAGGCGCAGCUGUCGCAGUAUCGGCACCACCCACUGCGCUCGCGCCGGCGCCCCCCCAAGGGCAUGUACCUGAGCCAGGACGACAUCGCUGGCAUAUCGGCUAGCCCUGACGUGGGCACCCUGGCGCUGCGCCACCUCGACUCACAGCUCGUCUCCCUCAAGCGCCAGGUAACCCCGACCCCCCAUCACACCUGCCAACCCCCCAGCCCUGCCAUGGGCACCCUGGCGCUGCGCCACCUCGACUCACAGCUCGUCUCCCUCAAGUGCCAGGUCCAGUGCAUCAAGCAGAUCAACAGCAGCAUGAAGCAGGCCCUGGAGGGUGGGAUCGACAAGCUGCGGCCCCCCGAGGGGAACGGCAAGUUCAACUCACGCUGGACAACAGAUGAGCAGCUGCUGGCUGUGCAGGCCAUCCGCAGGUAUGGUAAGGAUUUCCAGGCCGUGGCUGGGGUGAUCGGCAACAAGACGCUGGCCCAGGUGAAAACCUUCUUUGUCAGCUACCGGCGCCGCUUCAACCUGGAGGAGGUGCUGCAGGAGUGGGAGGCUGAGCAGGGGGGAUCCCCAAGGGGCCGCUCCCCGCCCCAUGACACCAAGAGCUCCAGCGUCUCACUGGCCAGCAGUGAGGACGACGAUGAGGUGCAGAUCACAGCCGUGUCCCGCUCUGCCCAGCAGCAGCUGCAGCCCCCAGCGUCCAGUGCAGCAGCUCUACCCCCUGCAUCCCCCCGGCUGCCGCCCACCACACUGUCGCAGCCUCCCCCCUUGCUGCGGCCCAUGCUGCCCACAGCACCCACGCUGCACCGCCAGCCGCCCCCCCUCCAGCAGGGUCGCUUCCUGCAGCCCAGACUGUCGCCCAACCAGCCACCCCCACCACUCAUCCGCCCUGCUGCCUCCCGCCACCACGGGCGGGGGCCCCAGCACCCCUCCUCACUGGUGGGCAUGGCUCUGGAGCCCCCUCCCCCGUCCUCCAGCUCCCUCUGAGGUGAGGGGGGAGGAGGACAGCUGAAGCCCCCUGCUUCCUUAGUGCCCUGGAUCCUGCUUGGUUAAGGGGUCAGGGCCUCCAUCUACCCCAUAGUAACACACUAGGGGUGGCUCUAGGACCCCCCCCCCAGGGGAGGGGAGAGACUGAAGAACUUGCAUUGGCUGAACCUAACCCCUCUGGGGAGCAGAGGACCCCCACAGGGUGGUCCAUUUGGGCUCUAGGCAAAAUCCAGGAAGGGGCGUGGGUACCAAUGCCAGCUGUGGGGGUAGUGGGGGGGAAUUUUUUUUACUUGUAGAGGGAUCAGUUCAAUGGGGUGGCAGCCCCCUUCUGGUGAGCCGUGCCCCAUGCAGGACAGGGACCCCCCCCUCAUCUCUAGGAGCCUCAACAGGGGGUUGGGGGGCUCCCUCCUGUGGCUGAAUGAGCUGGGGGUUGCAUCUCCUGAGGGGGGGAGGGGCACAGGAAUGUUCUACUGGCACUGGGGUGGGGGGGAGCUGACACCAGCCCCCGGCUGGCAGAACAGUUGCUGGGGGGCGGUUGUGUGUUGAGGGGCAGGAGUAGCACAAAGGUACCCCCAUGGGGCACAGCUCCCUCACCUUGGGGGGGCAGCACAGGCUCCCGGGGGGACCUGAGUGCCAGGGUCCAGGUAAGGGGGUAACCAGUGAUAACGCUGGGUGAGGCACCUGCAGGAGAGUUGGGGGGAGCAGCAUUGAAGAGGCCUUGGAAGAAGCACAGAGCUGGGGAGUGGGGGUCAGGCAUCCCCCCUCCCCCAU
Messenger RNA from Dermochelys coriacea (leatherback sea turtle), 3254 nucleotides. It is a transcript of the gene RCOR2, whose product is annotated as REST corepressor 2. NCBI's taxonomy places the organism in Eukaryota, Metazoa, Chordata, Testudines, Dermochelyidae. The coding region runs from base 768 to 2483 and encodes 571 amino acids. The transcript is spliced from 12 exons. Gene Ontology annotation, cellular component: transcription regulator complex; histone deacetylase complex. The record is from RefSeq and is a predicted model, not a curated record. Gene Ontology annotation, molecular function: transcription corepressor activity. Gene Ontology annotation, biological process: negative regulation of DNA-templated transcription; regulation of transcription by RNA polymerase II.